CUCAUGUCUGCCAUGCGAUAAGGCACCAUGACCAACGAACAGAAUUUGCAGAAUGAUCCUACUUUCCGGCGUCCUUGCAGUGCAGUCUAUUCUCUCCCAAGAUCGCGGGCUUGGACUGCUCUGACGCCGUGCCCCCCAGCACCGUCGCCGGGGUGUGGGUGUCGCGGAUGGGUUGUGGAACGCCAAACACAUUAUGCCCUUCAGUUCCGCAAAGGACAACGGACACGGAGAGAUGAUGAUAGACAUGUCAGCGCCAUCCGCUGCUUUCGUCGUUUUGACCACGGCGAUCAAGACCUUGCGGGCCCUUGUCCGCGCCGGACAAUCCCCGUACGAGCCCGCCGUCGUCGCCGUCUUGACCGGCGGUGCUACCAAUCAAGAAACCGACGACGAAGCUGUCUCCGAAGCCAUCGCUACCAAGAUCGACUCCCUCCUCGACGAUGCCGGUCGUGCGUUUUCUGCCGCCGGCUGCCCGACCAACGGCGCCGGCCUGCCGCCCCUCGUGGGAGCACAAGGGGUGGGGUGUCUACGUCUUUGUGCCGCCAAGGCCAUCAAGACCUUGCGAGCCCUUGUCCGUGCAGAACAAUCCCCGCACGAGCCCGCCGUCGUCGCCGUCUUGACCGGCGGUGCGACCAUCCAAGAGACCGACGACGAUGUCGUCUCCAACGCCAUCGCCACCAAGCUGGACGCCUUCCUCGACGAUGCGGGUCGUUCGUUUUUUGCCGCCGGCUGCCCGACCAACGGCGCCGGCCUGCCAGCCGUCUCGUGGGAGCACAAGGGGUGGGGUCUCUACGUCUUUGUGCCUCGAGGCAACCACGGUUACGCUGGUUCUGCUACCGGCAAGCGCGGCCUCGUCCACCGCGCCAACGAGCAUCUGAGCCCCGCGUACCGUAAGCGCAAGGACCAGGCCACGUACCGAAGAUGCCACGAGGUCGACGUGGAAAGGAUGACCGUCAAGAGAGUCGCCGCGUUCCCUGCCAAGUCGCUCUCCGACGGCGAGGUCCUCGUCCUCGAAACGGCCGUCCAAGUCAUCGGCCGCUUUUACCGGAGCGCAGCGGUCGAUGCUGCUGCUGCCGCCGCCGGACUCGACCUCUCCGAUGGCCCCUACCUUGGGCUCAAUGACUCCCUGGCAAUGGCGGCUUGGUCGAGUUUGCCGGAGCAUCAAGCGAGGCGGGGACUGUCCUCCCAAAGGACCCACCGAGAACUCAGCGAUCUCGGCCUGGACAGCCUCUCCUCGUGGUUCCACGACCACCCCGAUCAAGCAACCGAAGGCUUCCUGAACGCCCUUCGUGGAUUCGCGCUUCAUGCGCACGAAGAGCGGCUCAAGAAGCUCGACCAAUACAAGAUCGGCCAUCGGGAGGUCCUCACGAAAAGCGGCCCGACGAAAGCGAGCCGCCAAUACACGCUGUGGAAUACGAAAGCAACUCUGUUCAAGGACAAGGUGCUGGAGCAGCUUUCGGAAUCCGCUUGGGAGGACCUGCGGGCCUGCAUCGUACGGGUCGAGAUCGCGCCUGCCGGGGAACACCAUCCUCAGGCGUACGUCCCUCGCAACUUGACCUGCGCCACCGAGGCUGGGAGGGUUGCCUUCUACGUAUCUUCGAUCGACGGCCAGCCCGAGUGGGGUUUGUGGAACCGCUUCGGCGGUCACAAACGCGGGUGCACUUCUGCGAUCGCCUUGUGCCUCGAGCAGGUCGCUCUGGAGCAAAACACCUUUCCCGAUUUCGACGAAGCCCAAGCAAGAAAGAUCGCGGAGGGUGUGGCGAAGAAGAGGCAGGCUGACGCGGGAAGGGCAGCCAAGAAGAGGAAAACAUGAGUUCCCCCUUCCCCCUUCCCUCUUCACAUGGAACAUAGAACACCAAUAUUUAGUGUUAGUCAUGGGUGCCAUGAGGAGUGCAGCGACCUCCGACAUCCUUGCUUCUGAAAGGCUUAGGGCAAUGGAGUCGAAGGGGAUAUCUCUCGGGCUGCCCAAAGAACUAUUGGCAGA
This is a messenger RNA of Fimicolochytrium jonesii, 1981 nucleotides long. RefSeq lists its product as uncharacterized. NCBI's taxonomy places the organism in Eukaryota, Fungi, Chytridiomycota, Chytridiomycetes, Spizellomycetales, Powellomycetaceae. The coding region runs from base 194 to 1810 and encodes 538 amino acids. The record is from RefSeq and is a predicted model, not a curated record. The transcript is spliced from 2 exons.